AGAGAGUGUAAGUGAGGUAGAGAGUGGCGGCGGGGGCGGCUGAAGGAGAGAGCGGCCAGGCCGUCAUGGCGGGGAGUGGCGGCGGCGGCCGUGCAGACGACACUACUAUGGCAGGAUUCCGGGACAGGAACUCUCGCGUCGUCGGCACCUGGAAGAUCAUCGAGUGUGUUUCACUGUCAGGAUCAUCAGAGGCAACAGGAAUUGAGGGGACCGAGUUUGUGCUGUCCGAAGCCGGAGAUGUCACGUGGACCGUUACCGAUGGCUGCGAUGCACUCCCGCUCUUUUCCUGCCAAAUGUAUGAGGUGUAUACUUACCAAAAUCUUCAGUGUUAUGGCAAUAGAACAUUGCUUCGCUUUGCUGCUUAUAAUGGACACAUUAUUGAAUUUAGACUUGACCAACCGGUGAUGUCUCGAGACCUGAUGUUGUUGACGUAUGAUGGAUGGUUCAUGCUGCAGUGUGAGAAGCUGAGCACUCCAGAGAUUGCUCCAGACCUUCCAUAUUCCCUCCUUCCAGCACUUUCUGAUGGCUACUUCUCAGAUAUCAUCAUCACUGCAAAGUCAGGAAGAAAGUUUGAGGUGCACAGCAUAGUUUUGGAGUCAAGCAUGCCGAGUAUAGAGUGGUCAUCCCUGUGUGGUGUAGAUGAUGCCGCCCUGGAGACCAUCCUGCACUACCUGUACUCCUGCUGCCUCCCCUCCACACUCACUGUUGCAACUGCUCACAAGACCAUUGCAGCCACCCAACAUUUAGACGGCUUUGACGACUUUAGAAAGAAAUGUGAUAUCUUCAUUAAGAACACAAAUCUCAGGAACAGGUUGGUGUGUCUAAUGCAAGAGGUGCAGGAAUGUGUUGAAGUAAUGGUUCAACUCUUCAACCCAAGUGAUCCGGCUGUGACAAGCCCCACCCACCUCAUCACAGUUCUUAAAGCUGCUCUCAGACAAAUGGCUAUUGGUGUGGUGAAAGUGGUUGAAUUAAGUCAGGAGUUUGAGCAGUGUGGAUGGAGACUGACCCAAGCAGAGCAGCACGAAGUUAUGCGGUACACUAGGUCACAGUUGCCACCCCUGCUGGCCACGGUGGUGCGACUCUUGGCCAAUGUACGAGCAUCCCUCGCUGUUCUCAAUCACCACACUCGCCAGCAACUAGCACAGCAACUUGUUCCAGAGAUUAGCUCCGUUCUUCAGACUGUCUGUGUGGAUGUUGGAUCUCUAAGAACAAGUUUAGAACAUAUAAUCCAGGCAUCGUCCACAUCUUUAGAGUCUUCUCAUUCACCUACACAUCUACUAGCAAAGUCCCUCAGAAAUGACUUACACCUUCGUGAGCUACAAAAACUACGCAUCUUGCAGGAAAAUUUAACUUCGUUCUUAAAUUCUCUUGUUCAUAAGAGAGAACAGUUUGAAGAGAUAGGUGGAGGAGCAAGGGCACGGGGGGUGGCAAGAAUUAUUGAACACUUUACUGAGGAACUACCUGUCCUAACACUGCGACUUGAAGAGGCUGCAGCAGACUUGGAGGAUAUUGUAGAAUGGUCCGAGUUUAAGUUUGUGUUCAAAGGAGCCACCUCAAAAGUGGGAAGUAUUGUGGAACGUCUGGUGGAGCACCGGGGAGUGGUGGAGUCAUUGGUGGCAGAGCUAGUGGAACGUGUGGGACACCCAGCUUUCACCACUUCCCUGCAACACCUUGGACUCCUCGCACCACUACAGGACUCCUCGUCGGGCGAGUCAUCAUCUUCUCCAGAGGACCCGAAAACCCAAGAGUUAAGGCCAUCAUCAGCAGCUGAUACGAAUUCACCCGGGGACAUUGAGGGGCCAGUGGACUGCAGUUCACGGAGCUUCUCUAAUUCUUCGGACACCUCGAGUGGCAGUGGCCAACGCCGAUGCCCUUCCAUUCCAAAUGUGGAUGCCCUCCACGAUGAGCAUUCCCAUUCACCCUGCAAGUUAAGUUUGGUAAGUAGGGUGUGUGAGCCACCUCCAUCACGAAGCAACCCCCUGGCGGUCAACAUUGCCCGCUUGUUAAGUGACCCAGUAUUAAGUGACAUGAAGUUUGUGGUGGUUCCUCCAGCAGAUGAUGAGGCUUCUCCAACAUCAAGUCAAGAAGAACUAGAUGUGAUUGAAGGCCAUGGAGGCAAUCAGAGUGCCAGUAAGGAGUCCAUGAAGGAGUCCAGCUUAGAUUGGUGUGAGUUUCCACAACAGCCACAGUCUGGUAUUAUGAAUGCAGCAGUGCCCAAGGUGUCCUCAACAGUGGUUCGUAAAGUGAAGAAAUCUCUGAGUCUAGACCGUCCGUCCGUGCGAGCAGCAGUGCCCACUCAAGCUUAUAGUCUUGACUGUGAUGCUCUGACUUGUUCUGAUAAUGUUUUAGUGCCCAAUAAUUCAUUUAUGCUUAAAGACUUUAAUCAGCAUCAUUCUGCAGACUUAAAAUUUGUACCUAGAAGCACCAAAGAGAGUUCUGAUAUAGAGGUUAAUGAUGUUAAUGCUAAGUGUGAUGGUAAUGUUAAGUUUUGUGUUGAUGACGCUAAAAGCUUUGACACAAGUGCAAAGUGUAAAACUAAAAACUUCAGUUUAGACGAGACAAAGAAUAAAGCAUUAAGUGUGGAAAGUGAUAACAUUUACGAUAAUACUGAUCUUUCUUAUAAAUUAAGACAUUCUUUGAGCCUGAGUAGAGAGCAUACUCAGGAUGGCUAUGGUGGUGAGGACCUGUAUGCAUUUAAAUGUGCUGACAAUCACUUGGUAAGACCCAUCAGUUUAGGCAGUGUUGAUAUCUUAGUAGGCAAAGGUGUUGCGCUGAAGAAUGAAGUAGAAGAUUUUAAAAAUAAAAGAGAGCACCAAGUUUUGAAAAAAGACAUUAACACAAGGACUGCCAGAGAGAGGAAACAGGAGUCUAGCUCAGAUACAGAAAUUGGCAAUGAAAGUAAUAUGUCAAAAUUAUUUGAAGAUACCCAUUUCAAAAUUCACUUAAGUGAAGAAAGUAAACAAAACAACUCUGUAAGAGAGACCGAAAGAAGAAAAGCGUGCGAAUCUCAAAGUGUCGAGAGCGGGAAGCAAAAUAUACCUGAAAGCUCGGAGAUGGAAAGGAAAGCAGUGCUAACCAAGGCUCCCAAUGUUGACGAUGAGAAAAUGAUCAAGUCGAGCAGCUCAGAGAGCAAAGAGGAACUCGUAGGAACGACGCCCGAGCACAAAAAUCGGUACAGCUGGGAAGGGGUGGAGCUGCGUGCUCACAGGGUGGUGGCAGCAGCCAGGUGCGAGUGGUUCAGGAGGGCGUUGCUCUCGGGAAUGCGGGAAGCUAUUGACAGAUGCAUUGUUGUCCACGGGUGCAGUGUGCAGACAUUCCAGUUGCUUCUGGGUUUCUUAUAUGCUGGUCAUGUGGAGUGUGGCAACCUUCCUCCCGACCAGCUGGUCGACUUGCUCGUCUUGGCAGACCAUUACGGGGUGGAUGCGUUGAAGCUGCUGGUUGAGUCUGGGCUCGAGCAACAUGUUGAUGAUGAAUCAGUGGUGCCUCUGCUCACAGUUGCUCACCAUUGUAAUGCAUCUCAUCUCAAGGAAGUGUGUGUGCAUCACUGUGUUGUGAGUGCUGUGGUGUUAGAAGGGGAGACGUUGGCUCAGUUGCCAGAAGAUCUCCGACAGCACCUCACCAUGGCUCUGGGAAAACAUAGAAAGUGGUGUUGUGGUGCCAUAGGAGAGGAGAUGCUAGUGGGAGGGGGUGGCACUGGUGGGGAGGAUAGCCCCCUCUCUGUGUCCUCAACAGACCCCCUUAAUGAUGAUCAAGUUAGCCUUAUCCCUGGGCUUCAGUACGGGUUUGGAGGAGAGGCCAGUUUAGAGGGGAGCAACGGUCGCGUGGAAGCAGUGGUUGAGCAGCUGCGGGAGGUUGUGGGGCAACAAGUGCCUCACUCCACACUCGUACGCAUCACCUUGGCUGCAGAUUAUGAUCUCAACCGAGCUCUUAAUUUUUUCUUUGCUUCGUCUCCAUAGAUGAUGUAUUUCUACUCUUUCAUAUUGGUGUAUAAAUUAUUUUUAAUAUCGUUGUACUUACUACAAUAGAAAUGAUUAUUUUACAUGUGGACCAUAUGCAGAUAAUGCUGGAUAUCAAAAUAUAUCCACAAGUAUCUCUUAUAUUUACAGAUCAUGUGGAGUUGUACCUAGCUUCUGUCCAGUGAUGGUAAUGAGGAUAGACAUUUUAUUAGGCAAGCACGACCAAUGCAAAUAAUUUGUUAUAAAUGUACGACAGGCCAGGCUGAGAGUUAAGCAAGCCUUCAUUGUGCUCACUUCAUCUCGUGUCUGUCAUUUCCCUUCAUAUCAGUGAAGUAACGGGCUAACUAAUCCACCAUUUCUGGUCUUAUGAGCUUUAUUCCCCUUGUCAUUAUAUAUAAAGUUUGAAACUUAACAACCUAUUUAUUAGUGUAGUAUUUUUGACUAAUUAAUAUGCCGAAAUAUUUGACGUACUCUUGUCCAGGGACGUUUUAUUUUAAUGACAAUUGAAGCUGGUCUUCAGAAUCACUAAAAGCUGUUAGAUAAUUUUGAAUUAUAUUUUAAAAUUAAAAUAUAUGAGGAAGUUUGUAUGUGCAUGUUUAAAUGUUUUUACAAUAACAGUGGAAAUGCUGAAAAUAUAUGUAAAAUACAAUGAGUCUCUGUAUUGAAUAUUGACUUUAUUAAAGUAUUGUUGAUAAUAGCUCAGAUGGUUAAGAUAUAUGAUGCUUGAAAGCAAGAUGCUACCGAGAUAAGUGUUGCCGAGUAACUGUUGACAACCGAGUCACUGCAUCAGAAGUUGCGUACCUAAACUGUACGCAGUUACGGAACAAAACAUCGCUUGCACUUAAACAUCAAGCUGUUUUCUUGAGAGCGUUAUCUAGUGUUGACUUGGUGUUGGAGGAUAACGUAUCGGAAGACUUUAUUAAAUACUCGGUGACUGAAAUAAGAGGACUAAGCUACAACAUAUUACAAGAACACAACCUAACAUCUCUGGUGGGAGUAGACAAGGUGGAAGAAGGCAUCCUCUUUAAGCUGAGAGAAAAUAGGACAAAAGAACAUCACUGGAAAUUGAAAAUUCAAGCGAGUUGUAGAAAUGUAAGAGAAUCCGCGUACUCGGUACAGAUGAUUAACAAGUCUAAUUCUUUGAAGAGAGAUGUCAUAUAUACCAUGCAAUUCCAUUUUUUUAAAGGUAAAUAUGAAACCUAACUUGAACAUCAAGUGAUUUGACCCUUGACACCACGCAACUGUCAUGAAAGGUGCCGCUCUGCUUAUGUGGAUAUAAUAACAGGACAGUAAUAAUUUAUUAUUAUGAAAUGAUGCAUUUAUAUGUAAAAUAAUAACCCCAAAUAAAUAAGUAAAUAAAUAAAUUAUAUUAUUGUCUGGUGUGUCUGUGGUGCACUAUUUGGUGACUCGUCAUAUAGGGGGGAGGGUUGUGAUCAUUCUGGCAGGUUUAUAUGUUCCCUGUUUUACUGUAGUUUGAAUAGUAUAUGGAAAAGCUACAGAUAUAUAGUUGACAAAAAUGGUGAUUCACAAUGUAAUAUGUACAUUUGUAUUUUUCAUAAAUGUGUUGGUGGCAUAGCUCCAAAGUGUGUUGUAAUCAACUCUUGGGAAGCCAGUGUCCUGGCACUCCAUCGAGAAGUACAUACAAACACUGGCAGGAGAGACUAAUUGUGAUAUGACAAUUGCAGGCUGCUGGUUCACAAUAACCUUGUCACACGAUAACAAAUUAAAAACUAGAGCAGAAUUUAUUUGUGGGUCUUAAGUGAACUCCAUUAUAUGGAUGUGUUAUAACAUGUACAUCACUUGUGUAAAAAUAGGCAGUAAUAACUGAACUUGACAUAU
Molecule: messenger RNA, 5795 nt
Organism: Procambarus clarkii (red swamp crayfish)
Lineage: Eukaryota; Metazoa; Arthropoda; Malacostraca; Decapoda; Cambaridae
Source: RefSeq, a predicted model, not a curated record